Molecule: messenger RNA, 1915 nt
Organism: Gadus macrocephalus (Pacific cod)
Lineage: Eukaryota; Metazoa; Chordata; Actinopteri; Gadiformes; Gadidae
Exons: 2
Coding region: 107-901 (264 amino acids)
Source: RefSeq, a predicted model, not a curated record
CAUCGAGGCUGCUGUGUGGGAGGAACACUGCGUUAAGAAGGACGAGGCACGAGCAGAAAAGGAUAGGGACAAACAACUUGCAAAUAACACCACCUUGGUUGCAUGCAUGGAUCUGCAGGGCCUUCUCCUCUGCCCAAAGCUUCAAGCGUCUGCCCUCUACUACAAAAUGAAGCUUGGUGUCCAUAAUUUUACCAUCUACAAUAUGGCAUCACAUGAAGCGACAAAUUACCUUUGGCAUGAGGGUGAGGGGGGGGUCUCUGCCAAUGAGUUUGCCUCCUGCAUUGUGGACUAUCUUGAAACACACCUCACUUACACUGAAUUCAUUCUUUGGAGUGAUGGGUGUGGUUAUCAAAACCGAAACCUGGUCCUGAGCAAUGCCCUCUUAAAGUUUGCCACUGACAGAAAAAAGCAAGUGACGCAGAAGUACCUUCAAAGAGGCCACACACAGAUGGAAUGUGACUCUGUGCACAGUGUGAUCGAAAGAAAGUUAAGGAACCGAGAUGUACAUGUUCCAGCUGAGUAUGCUGCAGUCAUUCGGGGAGCUCGUUCAAGUCCAAAACCAUACGAGCUGAAGUAUGUUGAUUACAGCUUUUUCCAAGACUUCAGCAAAGUGAAAAUCUGCAAGUCAAUUCGACCUGGUAGCAAAGCAGGCGAUCCUACGGUGCAUGACCUCCGAGCAGUCAGAUACAAUGUGGACGGCAGUAUGGAGUUCAAAUUACUCCACUCCGACAACUGGCAACCCUUCACAUCCCCAUCCCUGAGGAAGGCGUGUGUCAGCGUGGCCCCACUCUAUACAUCCCCCCAGAAAAUUAAAGCACUGAAGUUCAAGCACCUUCAAGAACUGAAACAUGUCUUACCGAAGGACUUUCAUCCAUUUUAUGAUGCACUUGACCAUGAGUGAUGGUCAGCUCAAAUAGCACAAACAAUAACAUACACACCACUAUUAAACAUUAUUUAUUUAUUUAUUGAUAAAAGCCAGUGUGGUUUUUCUGACUACCUAUAUAAAUGUCUUAUUGAUUAAUGUAUUAAUGAAAUGUUAUAUUUAUUGAGUAUUGACAAGUAAUUGUUUAUGUGCAUGUUUGAAAAUGACUUGGUUUUAUCUGUUGAACUCUUGGAAUUCCUAUCUGCCAAUCUGACAGGAAAGACAUGAUUAAAAUCUUGCAUUUAGGCAAGUUGCUAUUUUAUAAUUCCACCUGUAGUAGCAGUAGUGAGUCUAAUUAGCCGUAACUGCUUAAACAGGAACGGGCUAGUUGGAGUUUAGUGAAAUGGCAGCUUCAUUUUUCCUUUUCUUUUCUGCAAUACAGUGCCAAAUAAAUAUUAUUUUGAUGAUAGCCGGGUGAGACAAUAGCUUUCCUUUAGAGUAGGCUUAACUUUAUCGCAAGAAAAAGUUUUCCCCUUGUCGCCUGAGACGUAGGUCAAGGAGUGGAGGAGUGACACAAUUACGGUAGGUCUAACGUUACAACCUCUGUAUAGCUGAUGUGUACUGAUUCAUUAUCGCUUCAUAGUUAGCAGGAGACAUAAAUAUGAAGGGACAAUGAAUCAGUACACUGAUUUUCAUACUGACAAGAUUAAUAGGCUAUGCUCAGUUUAUUAAAUAGCCUUAGGUUGGACGUAGGCUAUUUAAUAAACUUAGCGUAGCCUAUUCAUCUGUCAAUAUGAAACGUGACUUGCACAUUCAUGAUCGGAAGAACGCGUAUCGACCACCGUUACUGUAAAAUAUGCACGUAUGUCCAUUUAAACUCGAUUUUGGUAAAAUGUGAACUAUACCAUCACACUGGCAAUAUUACGACUACAUUUAAAGACGACGUACCAAAUAUGACAACGCUACGUUCAACUGCUUUGAAAUUAGGGUGUUUUUUUCAUUUCCUGAAAAGUAACCGUUUUGGAUGUACGCGAGUUUCAUCGGACAGCGACG